AUUUACUUUUAUUCACAAUUCACAACACAACAGAACAGUGACAGAGUGAAAGAAGAAAAAGAGCAUCAAACCACCAUGGUCGACGAAAACAAACCUUUACUCGGCGAAAUCGAGGAGGAAAUCACCGAACUUUCCGCCACCGCCACAGCCACAGCCACCAACACCGCUAGACACGUCCGCACAAAGGUACCAGAAGUCGAGAUCCAUUUAUUCCGGCAAGGAAGAGGACCAGUUGUUGUGUUCAAAUCAGCAUUAGGAGGUUGGGAACAAGAUCAACUAGAAGUCGGUGAUAUCCUCGAAAAACAUGGACUCAAGUCUGUCUUCGCUUUCAAUCAUCAAUCACGUGUUCGUGGUGUUCCUGUUAGGUUUAACCCUAAAAAUGGAAGAUCAAUUUUGACUUAUAGAGAUGGUGCUGUUGUUUAUCUUGAUGGUGAACCUAAGGACUCACUAGUUAAACCAAUUACCAGGAUAUUGGUUGGGGUUGCACUAAUAACCCUCAUGAUAGUAAUAGUUUCGAAGGAUACACCCGAAUGGAUGAAGAAAUUAAACUUCUCUUCUGCGAACUUCUCUCCGUGGAUCUUGGCUUGUGUAGUUAUUGUCUUCACCCGCUUGAGAAAGAGAACGAAAGAUUUUCUAACAAAGCGCGGUUGGUGAAUUGACUUGUGCUGAUGCUUUUGUAGUAGGCUUUAAUGCUUUUCUCUACACAUUUUCAAGUUUUGUUUAAAUUGAAAUAUUUUUGGUGAUUAGUUAUAUAAUCAUAAAUGGUAUAGGUUAAUAAUAGAUGAUGUUACAUUACAUUUGAUAAUCCUGUUUGAUACAAGCUCUUGUUUAAAGAGUUAAAGGAUUCUUUGUAUCUGCAUAUUAUUUCUCUUUCA
Molecule: messenger RNA, 875 nt
Organism: Trifolium pratense (red clover)
Lineage: Eukaryota; Viridiplantae; Streptophyta; Magnoliopsida; Fabales; Fabaceae
Exons: 2
Coding region: 76-654 (192 amino acids)
Source: RefSeq, a predicted model, not a curated record